Molecule: messenger RNA, 2595 nt
Organism: Gadus morhua (Atlantic cod)
Lineage: Eukaryota; Metazoa; Chordata; Actinopteri; Gadiformes; Gadidae
Product: dimethylaniline monooxygenase [N-oxide-forming] 5
Exons: 11
Coding region: 278-1921 (547 amino acids)
Molecular function (GO): N,N-dimethylaniline monooxygenase activity; flavin adenine dinucleotide binding; NADP binding
Source: RefSeq, a predicted model, not a curated record
GUUUCGGUUUCAGUUGUCCUUCAUACAUCCCCAUACACAUCCACCUAAAUCUGUCAAAGUAGGCCUACAGACAAACCUUCGUAUAAUAUUCAUUUAAUAUUCAUAUAAAGGAGCUCAGAAAGGAAGACUUCUCGAUUCAAUUCCACCGUGGGGUAGGCUGCAUCUGCAUGGCGGCUGGAUCCCUACUGCACAGAAAAGCAGUGUUAUCCUUCAUCAAGUCUCGAAACGGGGGAAAUAUAGUCCAUUUGUGUUUUCUUUUUUUCUUUGGUGCACAACGAUGGUCCGGCGGGUGCUAGUUAUUGGAGCUGGCGCUUCGGGUCUGGUCUGUAUCAAGACUUGUCUGGACGAGGGUCUGGAGCCUGUGUGCUUUGAGAGCAGUGAUGACAUUGGCGGACUGUGGAGGUUUGAGGAAUCACAGAGUGAGUCAGAGCGCACUAGUAUCUAUCGCUCACUGGUAACCAACACCAGCAAGGAGAUGAUGUGUUUCAGUGACUUCCCCAUGCCUGCUGAUUACCCAAAUUAUCUGCACAAUGCCCAGCUUCUGCAAUACUAUCGGCUUUAUGCAGACCACUUCGGUCUGCGCAGACACAUUCGUUUUCAAAUCAAGGUGACACAUGCCAGGCCAAGGCCAGAUUUCUCCCAGUCUGGUCAGUGGGAUGUGAUCACAGUGGACCGGGAAGGGCUGGAGGAGAAACACAUCUUUGAUGGGGUUCUGGUGUGUUCUGGACAUUACACACAGCCAAUCUGUCCCCUAGGAGAAUUCCCAGGCCAUGAGCAGUUCACCGGCAGAUGCCUCCACAGCUGGGAGUAUAAAGACGCAGAUGAUUUCAGAGGGAAGAGAGUGGUGGUGGUGGGCAUCGGUAGCUCUGGAGGAGAUUUAGCUGCGGAGAUAAGCAGAUCUGCAGCCAAAACAUUCCUUAGCACACGGAAGGGGGCCUGGGUGGUGGGUAGGAUGUCCAGUGGGGGUCUUCCCCUGGACAUGAUAGCCAUCAGCAGGUUCACCAACACCCUAAAGAACCUUCUCCCCAAAAGGCUGAUAAACUGGGCGUCAGAGAGAGUCUUGAACCAGAAAUAUGAUCACAGACUUUACGGGCUGAUGCCCAGAAAAAGGAUCUUAGAUGGUGGGGUGUUGAUAAACGAUGACCUGCCUGGCCGGAUCCUACAAGGAGGGCUGGUGAUGAAGACCAACCUGUGUGGCUUCACAGCCUCCGGGCUUGUGUUUGAAGAUGGAACAGUGGAGGAAGACAUCGACGCUGUGGUCUUCUGCACAGGAUACCGGGCUGUUUUCCCAUUCCUGCCCCUGUCUCUUUCUGAUGGGCCAGGAGGCGAGUUGUCCUUGUACAAAAGGGUGUUCCCUCCUUCUCUGGAGCCGCCCACACUGGCCAUCAUGGGUUUGUUUCGGACCAAAGGACCGAUCAUGCCCAUAGUGGAGAUGCAAGUCCGGUGGGCGUUAAAGGUUUUUACAAGUUCAUGCCAUCUUGCCAUUAAAGAGAGAAUGCUGUGUGUCAUUGAUUCUGAGAGGAGGAUAUUCAUGGGAAGUUACCUAAGCAGAACAUAUCCGUCGCAUCACAGUAAUCCACAAGACGCCGCAUUGCAAGUGGAGUAUAUCCCAUACCUGGAUUCCAUGGCUCAAGAGAUCGGUGUUCGCCCAAACAUUCUGUGCCUAUUCCUGACAGACCCUAAGCUGGGGUUGAAGGUGUUCCUGGGGCCAUGCACACCUUACCAGUACCGCCUCACUGGGCCUGGGCGCUGGAACGGAGCCCGCCAGGCUGUCCUCACUCAAUGGGAUCGGGUGGAACAGCCAUUCAGGACCAGAGCAGUGCAGGAACCAGAGUCAAGUAACUGCGGUGCCCUUUCCCUUUGGCUGCUGUCUGGGGCAGCCAUGUUGAUAUGUGGUGUGUCGUGGUGGUCUCUGGAAUAAACUUCCAGCACACCUUCCUUUGUCAGCCCAUGACAGAUCCCUGUGAUCCACAAAGCAGGACAAUGUGCAGGGACAGGCUGAAGACCUUGGGUCCAGGAUGACCUUGGUAUACAGGAUCAAAAUAUAUAUAUUAUAAUAAUGUGAUUCAAAUAUAUAUUCUUCACAUCAGCAGAGAAGAGAUCCCAGCCUUCAUGAUUUAUUUCCCUAAUAUAUCACCUAAUUAUCUGUGAGCCUUUUUUACCCUAUACCCUUUCGACACUGUAGACCAUAUAAUACUUUUGGACAGGUUAGAAAACUGGGUGGGGCUUUCAGGCACAGUCUUAAAUUGGUUCAGGUCCUACCUACAAAAUAGGAACUACUUUGUUUCCAUUGGCGACUUUGUAUCAGAAUCAACCAACGUGACAUGUGGAGUCCCACAAGGUUCGAUCUUAGGACCCUCUUUAUUCAACAUCUACAUGCUCCCACUAGGGAAAAUCAUGCAAAAUAACAAUAUUGACCAUCAUUGCUGUGCUGAUGACACACAAAUCUAUGUAUUGCUAUCACCAAAUGACUAUCGGCCCAUAGAUCUGCUGUGCCAGUGCAUUGAGCAAGUAAAAGACUGGAUGUGCCGAAAUUUCCUUCAACUAAAUUAGGAAAAAACACAGAUAAUUGUAUUUGGUUCUAAAACGGAAUGG